Cricetulus griseus (Chinese hamster) is the source of this 3261-nucleotide messenger RNA. The record is from RefSeq and is a predicted model, not a curated record. Lineage: Eukaryota; Metazoa; Chordata; Mammalia; Rodentia; Cricetidae.
AUGAACUGGGCUGCCUUCGGAGGGCCUGAGUUCUUCAUCCCAGGAGGCAUGCAGAUGGAGGCGAGCUGCCCACUGGGCAGAAAUUUCACAGAAUGGUACCAUUACUAUGGGAUAGCAGUAAAGGAAAGCUCCCAGUAUUACGAUGUGAUGUAUUCAAAGAAAGGAGCUGCCUGGGUGAGCGAGACGGGCAAGAGAGAAGUGACCAAACAGACAGUGGCGUAUUCUCCCCGGUCUAAGCUUGGGACAUUGCUGCCAGACUUUCCAAAUGUCAAAGACCUAAAUCUGCCUGCCAGUCUUCCUGAGGAAAAGGUAUCUACCUUUAUUAUGAUGUACAGAACGCACUGUCAGAGAAUACUGGACACUGUCAUAAGAGCCAACUUUGAUGAGGUUCAAAGUUUCCUUCUGCACUUUUGGCAAGGAAUGCCACCCCACAUGCUGCCCGUGCUCGGUUCCUCCACAGUGGUGAACAUUGUGGGCGUGUGUGACUCCAUCCUCUACAAGGCCAUCUCUGGGGUGCUGAUGCCCACCGUGCUGCAGGCAUUGCCCGACAGCUUAACUCAGGUGAUCCGAAAGUUUGCCAAGCAGCUGGACGAGUGGCUGAAAGUGGCUCUCCAUGACCUCCCGGAAAACCUGAGAAACAUCAAAUUUGAAUUAUCAAGAAGGUUUUCCCAAAUUCUGAGAAGGCAAACAUCGCUGAAUCAUCUUUGCCAGGCAUCUCGAACAGUGAUCCACAGUGCAGACAUCACGUUCCAGAUGCUGGAAGACUGGAGGAAUGUGGACCUGAACAGCAUCACCAAACAAACUCUCUACACCAUGGAGGACUCCCGGGAUGAGCACCGCAGACUCAUCAUCCAGUUGUACCAGGAGUUUGACCACCUGCUGGAGGAGCAAUCGCCUAUCGAGUCUUACAUAGAAUGGCUGGAUACCAUGGUAGACCGAUGCGUUGUGAAGGUGGCUGCCAAGAAACAAGGGUCCCUGAAGAAAGUAGCGCAACAGUUCCUGUUGAUGUGGUCUUGCUUUGGUACAAGGGUGAUCCGGGACAUGACCUUGCACAGUGCUCCCAGCUUCGGGUCUUUCCACCUAAUUCACUUGAUGUUUGAUGACUACGUGCUCUAUUUACUAGAGUCGCUGCAUUGUCAGGAGCGGGCCAACGAGCUCAUGCGGGCCAUGAAGGGAGAAGGAAGCAGUACUGCGGAAGUCCAGGAAGAGAUUAUCUUGACGGAGGCUGCCCCACCCACCCCUUCAUCAGUACCAUCAUUUUCUCCAGCAAAAUCUGCCACAUCUGUGGAGGUGCCACCUCCAUCCUCCCCUGCCAGCAACCCAUCCCCCGAGUACACUGGACUUAGCACAACAGGAGCAAUGCAGUCAUAUACGUGGUCGCUAACAUACACAGUGACGACAGCUGCUGGGUCCCCAGCUGAGAACUCCCAACAACUUCCCUGUAUGAGGAGCACGCAUAUGCCUUCUUCUUCUGUCACACACAGGAUACCAGUCUACUCCCACAGAGAGGAGCAUGGGUACACGGGAAGCUAUAACUAUGGGAGCUAUGGCAACCAGCAUCCUCACCCAAUGCAGAGCCAGUAUCCAGCCCUGCCUCAUGACACGGCCAUCUCUGGGCCACUCCACUAUUCCCCUUACCACAGGAGCUCUGCACAGUACCCUUUUAAUAGCCCCACUUCCAGGAUGGAACCUUGUUUGAUGAGCAGUACUCCCAGGCUGCAUCCUACCCCAGUCACUCCUCGCUGGCCAGAGGUGCCAACAGCCAACGCAUGCUAUACAAGCCCAUCUGUGCACUCCACGAGGUAUGGAAACUCUAGUGACAUGUACACACCCCUGACCACGCGCAGGAAUUCUGAGUAUGAGCACAUGCAACACUUUCCUGGCUUUGCUUACAUCAACGGAGAGGCCUCCACUGGAUGGGCUAAAUGACUGCUUUCAUAGGAAUCCAUAUUUAAUAUUAAUAAUUAAUAAUAAUAAUAAACCCAAUACCCACCCUCCAGAAGACUUUAUCUCUAUACAUGAUAACUCGCGGGCUGUUCCUAAGCAUCCAUUUUCCUAAUGAACAAGAGGAUGUUCAAUAUGGGAUGAAUAGACUGUAGUUCAGAAACAGGACUUACUAAAAGUCACUGGGAUUGGGUUCCGGUAGCCAAGCCAGACUUGACUGUUUCUAUAGAGCACUACUGUGGGCAGGCCAAUCUGUGCCUUUCCCCUCUGUUCCAUGAUCUUGCAUGGCAACCACUCCAUGUAGGGUACUUAUUUUCUUGUUGACAAAGCUCUUUAGUCUUGAAGGAUGGAUACUGGAGCCAGAAUCUGGUUUGUGUUCUUGGAUGGGCACAUAAUUUACCAAGAGCAUUUGCCUUGCCAUGUCUGUCAUCUCACUAUACAGUUACCAGCCCUCAGACAUGUUAUCCACCUCCCUACUUCCUGGUGGUGUCAUCCCUACUUCCUGGAGUCCUAGGGCUAAAUGGAAGUUCCUGAAAAUGCUAAGCCACCUGUCCCACUCACACCUGCCAUAGUACCUGCAUUGUCUUGGAAUGUAAGCACUGUUUUGAGGGACUGAAGAGGUCUGUUGUAUAUUGCCUUUAGUUGAUUGAUGUCUGUAGGGACCAGUUCUUCUAUGUACAAGGAUUUGUCCUAAGUUUGCACAAUGGCUAGCAUCAGCAAAAGGCAGGAGGGGUUUUUCUUAAGUUCUGUGUGAAAUGGCACUAAGUAGCGUUCUCUGCCCUGUUGCUCUGUGAAGCUGGAUGGAUCAAAUUUUCACUUAGCAAGCACCAAGUGUGAAAAAAAAAAACUGUCCUGGUUCCUUCAUAAGACUAGAAUACUUUCCGACACUUUGCUAGAAAAAAUUCAAAGCUGUGCCUUUGAGUCUAUACUAUACUGUGUAUGUGUGGAAAUAAAAAUGUAUUGUACUUUGGGAAAUUUUUUUCAUAGGUAUUUUUUUUGUCAGAUUUGUAGCUAUUUGUGAGGUUUGUUAGAGAUUAACAUAGGUUUUCUUUCUGUAUUAUAAGAUGCACCAAGCAAUUAUGGUGGACCUAUUACCCUAUGGGUAAGAAAUAAAUGGAAAUAUGACAUCGGAUGUUUUAGCAAAUGUUCUGUAAAUAAAAUGUUUGAUCACACCACCCAGUGUGAUAAUCAUGUCUACAGCUAAAAUGGAAAUAGUUUUAUCUGUACAGUUGUGCAAGAUAUGAAUGAUUUCACUAUCUGUACAGUUGUGCAAGAUAUGAAUGGUUUCACACUCAAAUAAAAAGUAUUGAAAUGACA